AUGUGCGGAAAGUUCCUCGAGCCAUUUGUUAAGGGUGUAAUGCCUCUAGACAACACGUCGCGUUUCACUACCAUGGAUGGAAAGCCAAUCCACCACUUCAUGGGCACAUCCAGCUUCUCGCAGUAUACAGUUGUGCCUCAAGAAUGUGUUGCUGUCAUCCCGGAUAACAGCCCGAUGAAUCUCAUGUGCUUGCUAGGGUGUGGAGUGCCAACUGGGAUGGGCGCCGCCAUGAACACAGGAAAGGUUGAAAAAGGAUCUACUGUUGCCGUCUAUGGACUCGGCUGCGUCGGCUUGGCCUGCGUAGAAGGCGCCAGCCUCUGUGGAGCAAAGGAAAUCAUUUGCGUUGAUAUUAACGAGCACAAGCUGGAGGUUGCAAAGAAAUUCGGAGGAACGAAAUUUAUCAAUCCUAAGAAAUUCGACAAGCCAAUCCAAGAAGUUAUAAUAGAUAUGACUGAUGAGGCAGGCAAAGAGAUCAGCACAAGGCCGUACCACUUCAUUGUGGGACGACAACUGAAGGGCUCCGUUUUCGGCGGCUGGAGGUCCAGAGAAGAUAUUCCAAAGCUCGCUCAGAAAGUCAUCAACGGAGAGAUCCGGCUGGAGAAGUACUGCACCCACAGCAUGCACUUUUCACAAAUAAAUGAGGCAUUUGACCUUCUCAAGAAGACAGAAUGCAUCCGCUGCGUCAUGAAUAUGCAAGAAGAGUAG
Molecule: messenger RNA, 705 nt
Organism: Eimeria mitis
Lineage: Eukaryota; Apicomplexa; Conoidasida; Eucoccidiorida; Eimeriidae
Exons: 6
Coding region: 1-705 (234 amino acids)
Biological process (GO): formaldehyde catabolic process
Cellular component (GO): cytosol
Molecular function (GO): zinc ion binding; S-(hydroxymethyl)glutathione dehydrogenase [NAD(P)+] activity
Source: RefSeq, a predicted model, not a curated record